Messenger RNA from Boleophthalmus pectinirostris (great blue-spotted mudskipper), 3233 nucleotides. RefSeq lists its product as uncharacterized. Bases 137 to 1489 code for a protein of 450 amino acids. The transcript is spliced from 14 exons. Lineage: Eukaryota; Metazoa; Chordata; Actinopteri; Gobiiformes; Gobiidae. The record is from RefSeq and is a predicted model, not a curated record.
CACCAGUGGGUCUGUCUUCUUUCUUCUGCAAACCCACAGACUCCACUCUUUAAUACGACUCCCCUGCACGCGUUUUGACAUAGUAACCUAGAUCUGUUGUAGUCUGUCGGAGAAGACAAAUCACCAACACGCAGAGAUGAUGUGGGCAGGGUUGGGCCUCCUGGUGACUGCCCUCACUGUGGAGUCCUACAUAGUUCACGACCAGCAUGAGCGUCUCUAUCACGGUCGACAGUUGAAGAUUUAUUUACCCAAAAGUUCAGAGAAAUUGGAGUUCACCUCAGCGGACAACACCCAGCCAACACUGGUUUAUUGGGACAAAAUGAGGUCAAGUAGUCGAGCGCUGAGGGGUCACGUGUCUGGGUCAGGUAAUGACCGGCGCUGGUACUUGGAACAGGUGACAUUUGACGAUGAGGGAACGUACGUCCAAAAAGACUACUGGGGUAAAGAGAUUUCCUCACUCAAAGUGGCUGUAUUGGCUGAGAAGAAAGCUGUACAACGUGUGGCCGGGAGAACCCUGUAUAUCUCAUUAGAAGGCAUCAGAAAAGAAGAUGCUACACUUCGAUUCUAUGGACAGUCUGAUAAUGUUACACUGGUCCGACAUGGCUCUCCUGUGUCUCAGGAACUGGCUGAUUAUUAUGACAGAGUUCGACUCAGUAGUAAAAACAUUGAGAUUGUCAAGGUGAACAUCAGUGAUGUGGGAUUGUAUAGCCUCAGUGACCGCAAAGAUCGGCUGGUGUCUACAACCAAGCUGGAGCUCACUGAUGUUGAAGUGAAUGGACACCCACUCCUUGCUCUGCUGUUGCUCCUGGGGAUACCAGCUGGAAUCUGCUGCUGCUGCCGAAAGAAGAUCUUCAAGUCGAAAGCCACGACCGCCCAAACACAGGCCUCUCCUGGUACAGUAGUCGUACCUAGUGGACCGACCGGACCUUGCCCUCCAUACAACCAGCCACAGCCUGGAGGAGGAUAUUACCCAGCACCAAGCACUGACUUGGGUCCUUCCAUCCACCCUCCUCCUGCUGCCCCAGGUCCAGGACAGUGGAAUGGCCCACCCACUUCUCCGGGCUUUAACCCGGCUCCAAACCCAACAUACCCUCCUCAAAACCCGGGUUACCCUCCUCAAAACCCAGGUUACCCUCCUCAAAACCCAGGUUACCCUCCUCAAAACCCAGGUUAUCCCCCUGCAGGAGCUCCCCAAUGGAAUGGUCCACCUCCAGCCGCUGGGCCCUACCCCUCUUACUCACCUGCACCCAACGCUCCAAUGGGUUAUACGCCAGCUCCAGUAAUGUACAGUGAACCUCCAGCAAAAGAAGAGAUUAAAAUGGAAAACAUGGCUCCUGCUCCCACCGACCCUCUGCUGGCUCAGCCUCCACAGACCUCUCCAUCCUCAGGCUCUGCCCCUCCAGUUCCCCCCUCCACUAUAGAUGCACUGCAUUCAACUGACACUGCUGCUACUUUUGAUAUCAGCAAAAACUCCACUAACUUCCUAUAAAUAUCUGAUUGGUUAUUUGUUAGCAGGGAGUAUACAGUGGGGUGGGCGAUAUUGGAAAAAAAAAAAAAGUUGCUCAUUUUUAUUAUCUCUUUGGCGAUGGUCAGAUGGUAUGUUUUAACAGUGCAUAAGGAAUUUGCUAAAAUGUGCCUGCAAAUGUCUUAGUUGAGAUUUAAGUAUCUGUUAGGUUUAUCUAAACAUUAAAAACAAGAAGAAAGACAAGAGAUUAAUUCAGUUUUACUCAUGAGGAGAACGGGCAGAGAGUGGGCAUCAGGCCAACAGUCUCCACACGUUCUGAUGACUCAAGGCCGCUCUCCUCUUUUUAUUUCAUUAGGAGGCCCUAGUUACAGAAUGAUAAUUCUCAAGGGGAAGGGGAAACAGCCAAGACAUAAUAAGAAACUGAUGCAGCUAUGCAUAGUACAAACACAUAAAACAUGAUUAACAAUCAGGAGGUGUCUUAGGUAUGGACAGACACCAUCAUAACUCUUGCAUGUGUGACAGUGGGAGUUGGCUUCAUGUGAGGAAUCAUCUCGAGGUUCACUAGAGCGAUAGGACACUGCACACAGUUGUCAAACACAGAGAGGUUAUUCAACAAGUGACAAGUGAUUGGUACAUUAUAAAUCAAAGAAUUGUAGUACAUAAAUGGUUAACUCAUAGGCCUAGAAUAUCACACAAGUAUUUAGCAAAUGUGGGAUAAUAAAAUUAUUCUGACAGUAUCACACAAAAUAUGUAUGGAUCAUAAAUACUGCCAUAAAGGUUUGCAAUGGUUCAAAGUUAUUCCUCACUUACUUACCUUAUGCAUAUCGAGCAUCCAAAUUAUUCACCGUACCAAGUUCAUAAGCACUUUUCACUUUGACUUUUCAGAGCGGUGUUUUGCCACCAUGGUAAAUUUAACAACAACCAGCAUGCAAGUGGACUUUUUCAUUUUACCUCAAAAGCUGCCUGUACAGCUCUGUACUGUAGGAAUACAAUUUUUGCGCAAAUUUAAGCAUAAAACUUAAUGGAUCUAAAAUGAGCCAAUUUUCAAGAAGACUCUUUUAAUCAAAACUGUUUCAUGAUAUAGAGUUAGCUAAAGUGCUUCCUUUAUAUAAUACAGAGCCUGUUUCAGCUGAGAACAUCUCUCUAUAUGGAAAGAAAGUUUAUAUGAGUUGUUUAAGCUUUUAAAGCCACAGUAUGUUUUUUUUUGGUCCAAAAAACUUCUCGUAAGGCCUCAUCUUGCUUGUUUCCAGGGUAAUGGCAUAAAACUUCUCUCCAUGGACACUGAUCCAAAAUGUGGUUCUAACUAUUUUUCUGUGGAAUGAUGCUGGCAACAUGCCACCUUCAGAAAGUUACAUACUGUAACUUUUAAAUAACAAUACAUGGUCAAGGUUUUCAGGCAAAAUGCAUCUAUAUAGAUACCUUCUAAAGAUUAGGGUAAAUACAGAAAAUGCCAAAAAUGGAGAGCGAGGUUAAAAUGAUGUUAAACAUAAUGUCAAGUGUCAGUAUAUAUUUUUUUAUUAUUUUGUAAAAAUUAAGGAGCAAUUAUUGGCAAAGUGUCCUUUUUUUUCUGUCUCCUUCCCAAAUAAUUUAAAUGGGGCCAUUCCAGAUUUAUAUCACAGCGCUAACCUUAUUAAUCUCUGUAUAUCAAUCUGUCAUUUGCCCAUUUAAUAAUUACCAGUAUUGUUGCUUGAAAUAAAUUAACAUUGAAAUACCAAAUUUUAAAUGACCUGCUUGUUGAGAAUUGGUAACCAUAACUUAGCAAAUUUAA